ACCUCUAGUGAACUAUCGGCUAGUAGAAUUUUCCGUUUCAGGUGUCGAAUUUGUUGAGAUAGUUGCGGAAAAGUCCGUGUAAUCUUUUAAAAUAUGAAGCGAGCGCGCCAGCCUAAGAUCACCACGCAGGCUCUGCUCGACUUUGACCUGGGCGAGAGUUCCUCGGAUAGUGAUUUCCUGCCGGACAUAGACAAUUGCUCAGACGGCUCGAAGGACGAGAGCGAUGGCGAUGGGAGCAGCGACGCGAGCAGUGGCUCCGAUUCUGGAUCGGAUUCGGAUGCCGAGAGCGGGGACUCCACGCUUCAGCUGCGUCAGCUGUUGGCCGAAACCGAGCCGUUGCCUUUGGAGAAUGGGAUUAACGGAGUGGACCAUGCAGCAGAUGCUCCAGCGAUGGGAAUCAUUAGUCGGCCGCCUCUCCAGUUGUCCAGUGCUCCGGCUAAGCGGAUGUGCUGCGUAUGUCUUGGAGAGCGUAGUGACGACGUGAACGAGAUCGUGGAGUGCGAUUCCUGCGGAGUCUCGGUCCACGAGGGAUGCUACGGCGUCAGCGACAACGUGAGCAUCUCCAGCACCAAUUCCACCUGUUCCACAGAACCGUGGUUUUGCGAGGCUUGCCGCGCUGGAGUUUCGGAGCCCGACUGCGAGCUGUGUCCUAACAAAGGCGGCAUCUACAAGGAAACGGACGUUGGCAAGUGGGUGCACCUCAUUUGCGCCCUCUACGUGCCCGGUGUUGCUUUUGGAGAGGUAGAGCAACUGUCCUCGGUGACGCUUUUCGAGAUGCAGUACAGCAAGUGGGGCGCUAAGGUGUGCUCCCUGUGCGACAACGCUCUGUUUGCCCGUUCCGGCGUUUGUAUCGGCUGCGAUGCUGGCAUGUGCAAGACUUAUUUCCACGUGACCUGCGCCCAGGUGGCCGGCUUUUUGAUUGAGGCCCACCAUGAAGACGACGCCGCCGAUCCGUUCUAUGCCCACUGCAAGGUGCACUCGGAAAAGGAAAUGAUUAAGAAGCGGCGACGCAACUACCACACACUUCGGCUCAACAUGCUACAGCGGGCCAGGGAAAAGGAGGCGGCAGCUGGAGACGUCGAGGCAGCGGCUCCUCCUCCAAAUCCAGCUCAAGCGCGCAUUCAACGUAAGCUGCUCAAAAUCCAGCACAAGUACGCUCGGCACAAGGAGCUCAAACCCACACCGUGGGUUCCCACGCAGAAAAUGUCUCGAUUGCUUACCACAUCGGCCUCUGCCUGUCGGCGUCUGCUGGCCAAGGCCGAGACUAUGUCUGUGGAUGUCCAGCAUCUGGAGCAACGUGAGGCUCACAUCAAUGCCUUAACAGACAUCCGGAAAAAGUGGCACAUAGCGCCAGCAUUUAGUGUUGAGUUUACCGCCUACUACAUGGACCGCAUAGUCCGCAUGGAAGACUUCCGCCAGCAGCAACGGAACCUAAUCUCGCACAACGCCAUCCUGUCCAAGGAUCAGGAUGUACUUAGAGCUCAGUAUGACACAGCUUUGGAGGAGCGCAAGGCAGUGAAGGCCAACAAGGAUUCCUUACUUACCAGCAUUAAGAGUCUGCACGCCAAUCUUGCUCAGAUCGCACCCAAUUUGACUUUACCCAGCGUCGAGGUCAUUGCCCGACCAUUGCCAGAGGCGCCACUAAAGACAAGCACACCCACUCCGCCCCAGCGACCCAUCUCGGUGCCCACAGCGGCUGCCCUAAAAAUGGGCGUGGGCUUUCCAUUGAACCACCUUGGUCCGCCGGGCAGUAAACUGGACUCCUCUCGCAUGCUUAGCACUCAGGCCAAACAGGGCAAGCACGGCAAUUCCUCGGCCAACGUGGAUGCUGCUCCAUCGGUUGCCUGCGGCAUUUGCAAGAGAAGCAAGGAUCAGCACCUGCUGGUCAAAUGCGACACCUGCAAUCUGCACUACCAUCUGGGCUGCUUAAAUCCUCCCCUCACGCGUCCGCCAAAGAAAUCUAAGCAGUACGGCUGGCAAUGCUCGGAGUGCUGCGACAAGUCGGAUGGUUCCGAUGCCGUUACCGAGAUCUCUACGGGACCGAGAAAGUCUCGCACUCGCUUUAACAAAGAUGGCCACUUGGUCUACGUGGAUCGAUACUCGCUGGACGAUAUACCAGUUGCCGCUGCCAUCGUCCCCAAAGAGGUGCCGGCAAAACGAGCGCUCAACAAAUCCCUGCCAGCACCUGCACCCGAGUACAUCGAGGAUUUGACCAAGUCGCCGAAACGUCCUAAACUCCAAUCGCCACACAAAACACCAACUAAUGUUCCUGCCGCCAGUGCCACUCCCACUCCUGCGGCUGCUCCUGCAUUGCCCACGCCCAAUGCUAGCGCCGUGAAUCUAUCUGGCUGCGAGGACUCGAUAGACGACCCGAGCGGAAAAAUGUCCCGCAAGGGUAAGCGCAAGGACAAGCACAAAAACAAACACAACCUUUCGUCGGAUACGGAAAAGACCACUGGCAAGGAGCACAAGCGCAAGCGAAAAAAACGAUCACACCUCGACGAAUCGUCGUCUCACCUGGACAACGUUGCGAACUCCUCGGGCAGCACCAUCAAGAUCAUCUUCAAGGCUCUGAGACUGCCCGGCGAAGAUGCUCCGGAGUCUCAGUACUUCUACGUGCCGGCCAACGCAGUGCGUUCCGUGGACGAGGCCUCGCGCCCCACCUCGGUUGAAACGGUCGAGGAUAGUAUCCAGGGAGCGGAGCAGGCGCUGGCCCCCAUUGUUCUACCGGCAGCGUCACCGCAGAAGGUUCGCGAGCCUAAGGAGGCUCCUAUCACUGCUGCCGUCCCCAUCACCAAUCCAUCGCCGAAGCGGAAGGUCAGCCCCCGAAAGCAAAGUCCUCGUAAACCGCGCGUCGGACGACCCCGGGUGUCCAACACCAAGCCAAAUGUGGAGAUCAGCUGUUGCGUGUGUAGUCAAACGGGCAAGUCCAACCAGGUUGUGACCUGCGACGAGUGCCACCGGCACUAUCACUUUGCCUGCCUAGAUCCGCCGUUAAAGAAAUCGCCCAAGAUCCGUGGCUACUCCUGGCACUGUGCGGAUUGUGAUCCCACUGACGAGGAUGCACUGCCUAAGAAAUAGCAACUGAACUUAUUUAUUUAGCUUAGGUUUUUUACUAUACUGAGACGUAAUAACUUGACAGACUUUUCGAUAUUAACAAAAUCUAACAUUAAAAAUAAAACCGUGUUUAGAUUUCAUAACAAUAAAGUAUUAUUAUUUAUUUUUGUGGCCAUGG
Drosophila ficusphila is the source of this 3235-nucleotide messenger RNA. RefSeq names its product PHD finger protein 14. The coding region runs from base 94 to 3081 and encodes 995 amino acids. The transcript has 2 exons. Gene Ontology annotation, biological process: regulation of transcription by RNA polymerase II. The record is from RefSeq and is a predicted model, not a curated record. NCBI's taxonomy places the organism in Eukaryota, Metazoa, Arthropoda, Insecta, Diptera, Drosophilidae.